This is a messenger RNA of Entelurus aequoreus (snake pipefish), 2086 nucleotides long. It is a transcript of the gene akr1a1b, whose product is annotated as aldo-keto reductase family 1, member A1b (aldehyde reductase). Gene Ontology annotation, cellular component: cytosol. The record is from RefSeq and is a predicted model, not a curated record. Gene Ontology annotation, biological process: aldehyde catabolic process. Lineage: Eukaryota; Metazoa; Chordata; Actinopteri; Syngnathiformes; Syngnathidae. The transcript has 9 exons. Gene Ontology annotation, molecular function: aldose reductase (NADPH) activity. The coding region runs from base 209 to 1183 and encodes 324 amino acids.
UAACAGGAAGUGGGUCUUCAUCCGGAAGUGUGAAACAAGGUGGGUUCUUUUUUAAUAUUUGCCAGAGAAGCUAGCCUUCGGCCUUUUGGCUCCCGAAAUUGUAGACACUCCUGGCAGCAGCAAAAGGAGGAGGAAAAGGAGAAAGAGAAGGUCUUCACUUUCCAACAAACAGCAGAAAAGAAGAAAGUAAAGAGUUCCUAAGAAAGACAUGAAUGACUUUGCAGUUCUCUGCACGGGCCGCAAGAUGCCCCUCAUGGGUCUGGGGACGUGGAAGAGCGAGCGUGGAAAGGUCAAGCAGGCCGUCUUGUGGGCCCUGCAGGCCGGGUACCGCCACAUCGACUGCGCCGCCAUUUACGGCAACGAGGCGGAGAUCGGAGACGCCCUCCAGGAGACGCUGGACCACAACAACGCUCUGAGGCGAGAGGACGUGUUCGUCACGUCCAAGCUGUGGAACACGCGACAUCACCCUGAGGACGUGGAGCCGGCGCUCCUACAAACCCUGAAGGACCUGCGGCUGGAAUAUUUGGACCUCUACCUGAUCCACUGGCCACACGCCUUCCAACGCGGAGACACACCUUUCCCCAAAAAGGAGGACGGCUCGGUGCUGUACGACCAGGUGGACUACAAGCUGACGUGGGCCGCCAUGGAGAAGCUGGUGGGGAAGGGUUUGGUGCGCGCCAUCGGCCUGUCCAACUUCAACAGCCGGCAGGUGGACGACAUCCUGUCUGUGGCCAGCAUUAAGCCCGCCGUCCUGCAGGUAGAGAGCCACCCCUACCUGGCCCAAGUCAAACUGCAGGCCCACUGCCGGGCCCGGGGCCUGGUGAUGACGGCCUACAGCCCUCUUGGCUCCCCAGACCGUGCCUGGAAACAUCCGGAUGAACCCGUCCUGCUGGAAGAGAACGCCAUUGCAGCGCUGGCCAACAAAUACAAGAAGUCCCCCGCUCAGAUCAUCCUCAGGUGGCAGACGCAGCGUGGUGUGGUGACCAUCCCCAAAAGCGUGACAGAGUCGCGUAUCCAAGAGAAUAUUGAGGUGUUUGACUUCACGCUGGAGGCAGAGGAGAUGAGCGGCAUCGCGGCGCUGAAUAAAGACUGGCGCUACAUCGUUCCUAUGGUCCAGGUGGACGGGAAGCAAGUUCCUCGGGAUGCGGGACAUCCUCAUUACCCGUUUAAUGACCCUUACUGAGGGAUUUGUGCCUUCACGUGGCCCCCAAAACUGCCCCUGCCAAAAAACACACCCUCCUUGUCUCAUGGUUGGUUGUGGUGGAGGACAAUCUUUUUUUGAUGAAUGAACAGGUGGUCACUUCCUGUUUACGUCUUACUUAAAGGGCAACUGCACUUUUUUUUUUUAGGAAUUUUGUCUUUCGUUCACAAUUCUUAUGAGACAAGAACAUGUUUUUUUUAAAUGCAUUCUAAUUUGUUAUGAUCGUCUCCUUCUAGGUGGCUAGCAAUGAAGCUAAUGGGAGCAAUCCAUGCUGCUUCUAAACCAAUUUUAAAAAUGCAGCCAAAAAACGACAAUACUUCAUUUAUGUUCGGCAAGCUGUUAAUUACUAAACUGCAGCAACGUUGUUAUUGUAAGAGCGAACACUGAGGACCUGUUUAUUUAGCGUAGUAUCACAUCGUCUUGCUAAGCCGUAAGAUCGCCUCUGUGCCAACACAUGAAGAGAUUUAGAGUUUUUAAUGCACAAAACAAUGCGAUGGGACACAAAUAUGUACGGACUGAAAAACAUGAGCUAUUAUAUUACAGUAUACAGUAAGUACUAGCCCACGUUCCAUUUGUACAAGCUCGACACUUGUACUAACAAGCUGCGUGUAUCAUGAUCAAUAUUCUAGUGACUCACUCCAUGGACAUUUGUCUGUUUUUUCCAGUUUAUUUUGGGUAAGCACACCAUUUAUGUCUGCAUAGCUCGGCUCCAAUUUCCACAUUUGCAGUUUCAAGUCACGCUGGUCUCCACUCUCUCGGCUUCCGUCUGAUCCAACGUUUCACCCUUCCUUCGUGCUUGAUAAGCCUCUUUACCCAGUACCGUAAUUUCCGGACUAUAAGCCGCUACUUUUUCCCCUCGUUCUGGUCCCUGCGGCUUAUACAAGG